AUGCCCACCACGAGUGCACAUGCUAGCAAUCCAACCCAAGCACUAAAUUCAAGCGCCUUACAAGAUAUCACCAUCAUCCACUCUCGAAGAUUGGACACGAUCAUAGACAGCAUCACAGGUGACCCAAGUAAUAUAUCAACUUGGCUCAGAGAUCUUCAGGGAGAUGGUAAAUGGCCCGACUCUGAUGUCGACUAUACAGCUGGCUGUGAUGGUCGAAAAGCAAGCUGGCCAGCUGCAGAUCAUUGGGUUCGCAUAAGCACGAUGGCUGCUGCUUGGCAUGGGGGACUCCAAGGCUACGAUCAAUACGUUAACAGUUCGACGAUAUUCACUGCCAUAGGCAAUGCCAUGAACUACUGGUUCAAUAACGACUUUACGAACGUCGGCUGUCUCGUUGAAGGAGGCACCGACAGCUGUCCUUGCGGCACACCUGGUUUCUGGAACACGAACUGGUAUGCCAACGUCAUCUUCAUCCCCAGUCUCGUUGCAGAGUCAUGUCUGCUCCUCAACGACACCCUGACACAUACACAAUUAAGCAACUGCAGUAAUAUCUCCCUACGUGCGUAUGGCGUGUUCGAUCAUGGAUACAGCUUUGAGGCUGGAGCAAACAUCCUGGACAUAGCCAAAACCGGUCUAGAUCAAAGUCUUCUUGUGUCCAAUGUCUCUUUGCUCUCGGACGCGUACAGGAGAGUCCAUGACACUAUCGUCAUACAGGAAAAUAUUAGCAUAGCAGCUGAUGGGAUCCAGUUGGACGGCUCCUUCGGUCAGCACCUCGGGUUGCUUUAUAAUGGAAACUACGGGAAGGACUUCUCUAAUGGUGUCCUCGUUUUCGAGACCGCAGCAGCCGGAACUUCAUUCGCAGCUGACAUUAAGGCAAGAGCUGCUCUCGAGACAUUGGUCGACGGAAACCGAUGGAUGAUAAAUCUUAACGUCGAAACACAGGUGUUGCACUGGGAUCUUAGCCCAGUGGGUCGCUUCAUAAGCUCACCGGUGGCCGCUGGCCAAGCAAGUUCUGGUAUCCUGACAAACCUCUCGAAGGUGGAAGAACUUGGUGAGAAUUGGAAUUCGGACGUUCUCGUUGACUUCGCAAGAAGUCUUUCGUCCAAUAUAACCCAUGCAAACGUGGGAGGAAUACUUGGAAACCGUAUGUUCUAUAAGAAUGAUUAUAUGGUCACUCGGGGUCCUGGCUAUGUUACGUCUCUCAAGAUGUACUCAACAAGAACCCGGAAUACAGAGUGUACGAACUCGCAAAACCUUCUUGGUUUCCAUCUCGCGGACGGUGUUGUUUACACAUACCUCCAAGGCAAUGAGUAUGAAGAUAUAGCCGCUGUUUGGGAUUGGAACCUCAUCCCUGGUAUCACCGUCGACUACAAUGCCACGGUCCUCGACUGUGAACACACCAAAUAUAUCGGAAAGGAAGCAUUUGUCGGUGGCGUCAGCGACGGACAUGUCGGCGUCGCAGCGAUGCAUUAUGCCAACCCUGUGACCGGGACCUUGUCAUGGCAAAAGACAUGGUUCUUCCUCGAGCACGACGUUCAGUAUGUGAUGAUCGCCAACAUCUCCUCGAAGACCGAUGCCCCUGUAUUUUCUGUUCUUGACCAAAGACGUUUCAGCGGGCCUGACGUAUUUGUCAAUGAUAUGAGAACUUCCGGAGGGAACUUCACAGACCCCGACUCGUUAUGGCACGGUGACGUCGGGUACGAGUUUCGGGGAGUCAAUGGAACUUAUGAACUGUCCCUCGAAUGGAGCAACAAGACAGGUGACUGGUCCAGCACAGGUAUAUUUUCAGGUCAAGAAACAGUAGAAUUAUUCGCUGCUUGGUUGCACCACAAGGACCGCAGUGCCCCCAUCUCCUAUACUGUAUACCCUGCAGUUGACUACGGCACAUUCGUUCUCAAACGCGCAUAUACUCACUUGACGGAGAUACAGAACGACGCCUCUGUGAGCGCUCUUUUGGAUGAAGACCACUACACUGUCUUCGGUGUCUUCUGGGACGCAGCGGGCGGUUCGUUCACAUUCACCGACGAGGUUUACGGUUCUAUGAAAAUUGAAUCAAGUGCUCAUGCUGUUUUCAUCUAUUGCAUAGACACGGGCAGCAUCACUGUGGCUGAUCCGUCACAAAGUUUGUCGAAUUUGACGCUCACAAUUUCCGUGGAAGACGGAUUGGAAGGACCUUGUGAAUGGGGAGGAGAGAACAGUGUUACUGCGCAUUUUGACAUGACUAGCAGCGUUUUGGCAGGCAGUAGCGUCAGCCAGAACCUGAAUUACUGA
Messenger RNA from Suillus fuscotomentosus, 2268 nucleotides. RefSeq names its product polysaccharide lyase family 8 protein. NCBI's taxonomy places the organism in Eukaryota, Fungi, Basidiomycota, Agaricomycetes, Boletales, Suillaceae. Gene Ontology annotation, molecular function: lyase activity; carbohydrate binding. Gene Ontology annotation, cellular component: extracellular region. Gene Ontology annotation, biological process: carbohydrate metabolic process. The coding region runs from base 1 to 2268 and encodes 755 amino acids. The transcript is spliced from 11 exons. The record is from RefSeq and is a predicted model, not a curated record.